CAAGUCUUUAUGGUUGGACCGAAUGUCACCUUACAUAAAAUCCCUCAGCUCAACACAAAAAAUGCUUCUAUAGACAUUGAUCUCAUUGGGAUUGCCAAGAAAAACUAUGGAUCAGCUGCUGUGGCUUUCAUAAGCUUCACCACAAUAGAGAACCUACUGAAACCAGACUUCUUCAACACAUCAGAUGAUACAGUUAAAACCAUGAUGUCCACUGUCAUCUCAGCUACUCUUCCUAAAACCACCAACAAACAGCUCACGAAACCAGUCAACUUCACCCUCAAACACAUCAGAGAGUUUGUAUCUGGAGGAAAUCUUUCCUGUGUGUACUGGAACAUCACUGAGUGGAUUGUAGAUAAUUGCUCUGUUGUUCAAACCAACAGCAGCCACACCGUGUGUUCAUGUCUUCAUCUGUCAACAUACGCUCUCAUCAUCGAAACCAACAGGCCACCAAAGGAUGAUCCUCUGAAGGAGUUGGUGAAUGUGGUGUUUGUUAUCGUGGGUCUGGUGUUUACUAGUUUGGCUCUGUUGACUUUUGCUUUCUGUCGAUGGAAACCUGGAGUGAACAAUGUAGCUCGAAUCAACCUCUGCAUCAGUCUGCUGUCUGCUCAUCUUCUGUUCUUACUCACACAACAAUUCAUCAAACUCAUUAAACCUCACAAGGAGUUGUGUGCUGUGAUAUCAGGAGUUCUUCACUUCUUCUUUCUCUCCUGCUUUGUGUGGAUGUUCAUUGAAGCUGUGCUGCUCUUCAUCUGUGUGAAGAACCUAUCACAGAUCAGCUUCAAACUUAAGGCGGUGCUUAGCCGCAGACUCUUAAUUGUGAUUGGAUAUAUGAUUGCUGCAGUUAUAGUGGGCGUGUCUGCUGGAGUGGUUCCUGAAGGCUAUGGCAGUGAACAAUGCUGGAUUAAACAGGAGAAAGGCUUCAUCUGGAGUUUUCUGGGACCUGUUUACUUCAUUGUUGCUAUAAACACGAUUCUCUUCAUCAGUAUCAUCAUCAGUCUGAACUCAACUCUCAAAAACCUCAACGCUGAAGUUUCAAGGAUGAAACAAACUAAGAUUAUGGUUUUUAAGACUCUGGCCCAAUUUGUGAUUUUUGGUUGUCCCUGGAUUCUGGGUUUAUUCAUUAAUACCAAUCAGAUGAUGGAGAUUCUCUUCCUGAUCCUGAACUCACAGCAAGGAACCUUCAUCUUCCUGGUCUACUGUGUCCUCAAUAAUGAGGUCAGACAGCAGUAUGUGAAGUGGUUGAGAGCUCUCUUGCCUGGACACAAAAGCAGAACUUUUCUCAUUAUCUCUGAACCAUCAAAUAUGACCUCGAAGAACACUACAUUGAAUAAACUAGAGUGAAUGAAUGAUUUUUUUUAUUUCAAGGUGCAAUCCCUUACAUUUGUCCCAAAAUUUGAAAUCUAUCAUACCAAAUAAUUUUAGGUACAAUGCGCAGUUUGUCCUGGGGUGGCAGCUGUUAGUGUUUUUAUGCUAUUGUUUUGUUUUACUGUGCUUCUCUGUCAUAAAUAACUGUUAUGCUUUUCUUUAAAUUUCCUCUAUUAUACUAGAUAAAUACAUAAUAUAUACUAUAAUACAAUUUGGAUAGAGUGGAUCGUGUUCUCAAUUAACAUGCUGGUGCCUUAAGAUCGAACCCAGGGUCAAGCAUUCCAGUCCACAUUGGUACAAAAAUUAAAAAAAUAAAUGUUUUUGUUUAUUAACUGUUUUCACAGCUGUAUGACAAUGUGAGCUUGGC
Molecule: messenger RNA, 1732 nt
Organism: Misgurnus anguillicaudatus (oriental weatherfish)
Lineage: Eukaryota; Metazoa; Chordata; Actinopteri; Cypriniformes; Cobitidae
Product: adhesion G protein-coupled receptor E3-like
Biological process (GO): adenylate cyclase-activating G protein-coupled receptor signaling pathway; cell surface receptor signaling pathway
Cellular component (GO): plasma membrane
Molecular function (GO): G protein-coupled receptor activity
Source: RefSeq, a predicted model, not a curated record